Molecule: messenger RNA, 1515 nt
Organism: Sphenostylis stenocarpa
Lineage: Eukaryota; Viridiplantae; Streptophyta; Magnoliopsida; Fabales; Fabaceae
Source: the annotation of a GenBank genome assembly
AUGGCACAUGAUAACAACACUUUUGGUUCUUCACUAUCUGUAACCGAAUUUGAGAUGGUGAAACAUAUCAUUGACAUGCCAGACUUAGAGGAGUUAAGGUUGUCUGAGUGCAGCAUCUACAAGAUUCCUUACAAUCUCCGAAAGGUGAACGUAGAUGCCUACACCCCUCAGUGGAUCUCAAUUGGUCCAAUUCACCUCAACAAACAUGAACUGAAGCCAAUGCAGGAGCACAAGAAAAGGUACUUCCACUGCUUCUGGGAGCGUGUCUCAAACGAACAAGCCAUGAAGAGCUACAAGAACUACCUCCAAGACAAGGAAGAAAACAUUAGAGAAUGCUAUGCAGACAAAUUCCCCGACAUCCCCAGAGAGAAAUUCGUGGACAUGAUGCUGCUGGAUGCUGUGUUCAUCAUGGAACUCUUGCUGAGAAACUGUCACUGGAAAUCUGACAGAUCCAAGCACGAGCAAGAGUACAAGCAAACCAAAUCGUUUAGGGUGAGGCACAGUGAUGAUCUCAUCUUGACACAGUCCUGGCUCAGCAGGAGCAUCACAAGGGACUUGAUCUUGUUGGAGAAUCAGAUACCCUUUUUUGUGCUUCAGAGACUCUAUGAUACUGUUGUUCCUAGUGACAGCAAGAAGGAGGAACACACUGCAGGGUUUGUUGAUCUUGCCAUCGAGUACUUUGCGUUCUAUGACACCCAAAUGUCUUCUUCUGCUGAAACCAAACGUGUUCUUGACAAGAACCAGUCAAGGAAAAACUACUUCAGUGGCUCACUCCGAAGUUCCAAUAAACAUUCUAGUAAGUCUAAGAGGAAAGAUACGUGCAAUAAGAGUACAAAACACUUCACUGAUCUGAUAAGGUACUUUUAUCUUCCCACAGAUUGGGUGCGCAAUAAUGGCUGUGCCCUUCAUGUGCUAAGAACGGCAACAAAGUUGCAAGAGUCAGGAGUGAGCUUUGAGAAAGAUGUAAACAGAAGGUUACUAGACAUAACCUUCGAGAAGAAGCCAAUUCUGAGUUCCUUGCUUUGCUUAGGUUGCUUGCCAUACUUGAACCACUUCAAGGCACGUUUUAGGAUCCCCCAGUUGAAGGUGGAUCACACAACUGAAUGUGUGUUGAGGAACCUCAUUGCCUUUGAGCAGUGCCACUAUCCUGACAAGCCUUACAUUUGUAACUAUGUUUCUCUCAUUGACUCUCUCAUACACACUCAGCUUGAUGUGGAGUUGCUGGUUGAGAGGGAAGUGAUUGUGCAUGAGUUGGGGAGUGAUAAGGAAGUGGCAACCCUCGUUAAUAGUCUAAGCAAACAUGUUGUAGCAAACUCAACAUGUUACUCUGAGACUAUCAAUGAACUCAACAAGCAUCACCAGAACGUUUGGAACCGCACCAUGGCAGCUUUGUGGUUGGUCUAUUUCAGAGACCCUUGGAGAGCAAGUUCCACCGUGGUAGGGAUUGCUGUGCUUGUUUUCGCCGUUUUCCAAUUCCUACGUGCCGUUCGUGCCGUGUUUGAUGGUAAAACUUAG